UGUCGACGUGUUUAUUACGCGUGCUCGCAUCAGUUGGCAACGUUUUAGUUACUUACAUAGCUAGCAGUGGCUGAGUCUUCGCUAUGUCCAGCUUACCUCCGCCCGUUUUGAAGCCGGAAAUUCGGUACACGAAGCUUUUUAUUAAUAAUGAAUGGGUAGAUUCGGUUAGUGGCAAAACCUUUUCCACUAUUAAUCCAUGUACCGAGGAAAAAAUAUGCGAUAUCCAAGAAGGUGACAAGGCUGAUGUUGACAAAGCCGUUGUUGCAGCAAGGAAAGCGUUCGAGCUCGGGUCGGAAUGGCGUCGGAUGGAUGCUUCACAAAGGGGGCUGUUGAUGUUUCGUCUCGCCGAUUUGAUUGAAAGGGAUCGAGUGUACUUGGCGAGUUUAGAAACGCUUGACAAUGGGAAGCCUUACUAUAUGUCUUACAAUGCAGACCUCCACUUGACCAUAAGUUGCUACAGAUAUUAUGCGGGAUGGGCGGACAAGAAUCAUGGAAAAGUAGUUCCCAUGGACGGAGAUUUUUUUGCUUACACCAGGCACGAACCCAUUGGCGUUUGCGGACAAAUUAUUCCAUGGAAUUUCCCCUUAUUGAUGCAGGCUUGGAAAUUAGCCCCAGCUUUAGCGGCGGGAAACACUGUGGUGAUGAAAACAGCUGAACAAACACCACUUACCGCAUUGCAUAUUGCUGCAUUGAUCAAAGAAGCUGGAUUUCCCGCCGGGGUGGUAAAUAUAAUUUCAGGAUAUGGACCGACCGCUGGCGCUGCUAUUUCUGAACACAUGGAUGUUGACAAAAUCGGAUUCACCGGAUCUACAGAAGUUGGCCAUUUGAUAAUGCAGGCUGCCGGAAAAUCGAAUUUAAAACGGGUCACUCUCGAGCUUGGUGGAAAAAGUCCAAUGAUUGUUCUCGCUGAUAGCGAUCUCGAUUUUGCGGUUGAAACUUGCCACUUUGGAUUAUUUUUUAACAUGGGACAGUGCUGUUGCGCCGGAUCAAGAAUUUACGUUGAAGAAUCCGUUUACGACGAAUUUGUAAAACGAAGUACCGAGCGUGCUAAAAAGCGAACAGUUGGAGAUCCAUAUGACGAAAGCAUCGAACAGGGCCCACAGAUUGAUCCUGAGCAAUUCGCUAGAGUUACCCGCAUGAUUGAGGAGGGCAAGCAGUCGGGUGCUAAACUUAUGUGUGGCGGCAAGAGAUGGGGAACAAAGGGAUUUUAUGUUGAACCCACCGUUUUUGCAGAUGUUCCCGACGACUCUUCAAUUGGUACUGAAGAAAUUUUUGGGCCUGUUCAGCAAAUUAUGAAAUUCAAAACCAUCGACGAUGCUAUAAAAAAAGCAAACACAACAAAAUAUGGAUUGGCAGCGGCUGUGAUAACGAAAGAUCUUGACAGGGCGUUGACAAUUGCAAACAGCGUCAGAGCAGGUACGGUGUGGGUGAAUUCUCACAACACUUUUUCAGCGGCAAUGCCGUUUGGUGGAUAUGGGAUGUCUGGGCAAGGACGAGAACUUGGCGAAUAUGGUUUGGCAAACUACACUGAAGUUAAGACGGUCAUGAUUAAAAUUUCCCAAAAGAAUUCUUAAUUGUACGUGGACGAUGGCGAAUCAUUGCAAAACAAUUGGAACAAUAUGUACCCUAUAUAUAUCCAUUAACCUAUAUAUAAGCAUUAACAAUAUGUAUAUAUAUAAAUCGAUACAAAUUGAAAGCUGUCACGGAAUUUGUAGCAGCUAUUUUGUUGAAUUCUUGUUAAUAAAAACUUAAUUAAAAGUAAAACAUCAUGCAUACAGUCUGUUCGAAGGAAAUUGAUUUUUGCAAUCGUGCACAGCGCUGGAAAAAUAUGAAUGCAAAUUUUGCUGAACCCAAAUCGUUUAAUUAGUUUGUUGCAAUUUGAA
This is a messenger RNA of Styela clava, 1883 nucleotides long. RefSeq names its product aldehyde dehydrogenase, mitochondrial-like. Lineage: Eukaryota; Metazoa; Chordata; Ascidiacea; Stolidobranchia; Styelidae. Gene Ontology annotation, molecular function: oxidoreductase activity, acting on the aldehyde or oxo group of donors, NAD or NADP as acceptor. The record is from RefSeq and is a predicted model, not a curated record.